AUGCAUAAUACAGGGGUAGGACAUGGUACAGACAAGUGGGGUAAGAGAAGAAGAAUGGAUGGGAAUGAACAUGGAGAGGAAAGGGACAGUAGCGAUGUUGCGGACGAGGAUAGAAAUAUUAGCAGUACCGCUGAUACCCUGCUCAACACACAGUCUGAUGUUCAACUUAGCGAUAAUAUGCCUAUAAAUGUGUACCUGCGUAUUAAGCCAUCAGAUACGGUGCACCAUGUUGUAUCAGGCAGUACGCUCCUGUACAACAACGAAAAGUACACCUUCACAAGAAUAUUUGCAAAAUCAUCACAAAACGAAAUAUUUGAGCAGAUAGGCAAACAAAUGGUGAUAAACACCAUAAAAGGAUACAACUCAACAAUAUUUGCGUACGGACAGACGGGAAGCGGCAAAACAUACACAAUAAAGGGAGACAACCACCAUCCAGGAAUAGUGCCGCGCAUCUUCAACUACGUAUUUGAAUACGGAACGGCUGAUGAGGUGGCGCUGAGCAUGCUGGAGAUUUACAACGAGCAUGUACGUGAUUUGCUGUGUGAUAACGGUGCGUUGAGUAUCAGGGAGGGUAUUGAUGGCACUUAUGUUACCAACUUGGCGCGAGUGGUGGUAACGGACUAUGAAAUGGCGAUGAGUGUGUACAGACAGGGAAGCGGGAUGAGGAGUGUUGGUGUUACAGGGAUGAAUAGGGAGAGUAGCCGAUCGCACUGCGUGUUGGUGGUGUAUUUUAGGGGUAGGGAUGGGGUGGUGGUUAGGGAGAAUAAGAUUAAUAUUGUUGAUUUGGCGGGAUCUGAACGUAUUAGGGGUGAUGAUGUGGGUGACGUAGGGCAUAACAAUGGCUCGUGCAACGUAGGAAACGGUGUUGGCAACACGUAUUAUGGCACGUACAACGUUCAAAAUACUAGUCAUACAGCUCAUAGCACAUCCUGUAUGGUAAACAAACAUUCAACCGCAAAAAGCGCAAGCAUCAAAGAAACAGGUAACAUAAACAAAUCGUUGCUGUCCUUAAGGGAGGUGAUAAAAAAGCUGUGCAAAAAACAGAACGAGCACAUAAACUACAGAGACUCAAAACUAACAUUCCUGCUGAAGGACAGUCUGGGCGGUAACAGCAACCUAACGGUUAUAGGUAAUGUAAAUCUGAGGUACAAAACGGAGAGCAUCCACACUUUACGCUUUUUACAACGUGCCAAGCACAUAAAGAACACGCCUACGCUUACCGUAGACGUAAGAGGCGGUCUCAACGAUAUAAAGCGAGAGUUGGCGGUAGUGUACGGUAGGAACAGAGAAUUGGAGAUGAGAUUGAAGGAGUAUGAGAUGGUGGGUAGAACAAGAAGGGUGGUUGGGAAGUAUUGUGGUGAUAUUGGAUGGGUUAGAGGUGAGAUUGAGAGGGUUAGAGGGAUAGUGGCUGGGAUGAUUGGUGAUGUGGAUAGGAUUGUUAAUGGAUGGUUUGAUAAGAAUAGGUGUGUUAUAGGUAGGAUGGAUGAGAUGUUAAGGUGUAGAGGGAUGGAUGAGAAUGUGGUAAAUGAGAGUGUGGUGAAUGAGAAUGUGGUAAAUGAGAGUGUGGUGAAUGAGAAUGUGGUAAAUGAGAAUGUGGUGAAUGAGAAUGUGGUGAAUGAGAAUGUGGUAAAUGAGAAUGUGGUAAAUGAGAAUGUGGUAAAUGAGAAAGGGCGUACGAAUGGUGGAAUAAGUCAUGUAUACGGGAUUGAUAGGUGCAAAGGUAUAAAAACCAAGUAUGAGAACGCUUGUUAUAAUAAAAUGGAGAAUGAGCAGUGGAAUGGAGAAGAAAACAUGGUAAACAACGAAUCACGUACGAAGGAUAAAAAUAAUACGGAUGGGGAUAAAACAAUGGGCGAGGGUGUGAGCGGCCGAGUUACACGCUUAGCGGAUCAGGGAACAAAGAAAAGGUAA
Molecule: messenger RNA, 1911 nt
Organism: Vavraia culicis subsp. floridensis
Lineage: Eukaryota; Fungi; Microsporidia; Pleistophoridae
Exons: 1
Coding region: 1-1911 (636 amino acids)
Biological process (GO): microtubule-based movement
Cellular component (GO): kinesin complex; microtubule
Molecular function (GO): microtubule binding; microtubule motor activity; ATP binding
Source: RefSeq, a predicted model, not a curated record